AUGAAACGCACAAAUACGAGCCAUGAAAAUUCGAUCAGUAUCAACAACACAUCUAAUGUAACAAUCGAAGGUGUUGUUGUAGCCAUCAGCAAUCUGACACACAAACAAAAUCAAAGAACAACUUCAUUUUGGACUGCAUUAUUAUGUCAGUCAGAUCAGAAUAUCAUCAGAAUUACCAAAUACUUAUCGUGUAAACGCAAAUGUACAUUACAUGAAAAACUAGUCGACUUCUAUAAUAAGCAAGAUGGUUGUGAAGUAAAUAAACUGAAAUUCAAUACUGAUGACAGCUAUACAGCAAGUCACGAAACAACUGUCGCCGCAAAACAAUUAUCAAUUAAACCAAAUUGUUUAGAACUUAUUCAACUAGAACAAAUUGAAAGUAAAUGUGAUGGUGAAUAUAUUAGUUUCCUCGCAAAAAUUCUUGAAAUCGGUCCUGAUGAAAAUGUCAUUUUCAAUAAUGCAGACAAACGAGUUUUGAAAUUGAAGAGAGCAAUCGUUAUUGCCGACAAAACAACCUCCAUCUGCAUGAAUAUAUGGCAAGAUCAAUUCCAUUUAAUUAAACAGAAUUCCAGCUAUAAAAUUAAGCUAGCCAAGGUGAAAUUUUUUAAUAAUGAAGCAUCUGUAACAACAAUUUCGAGUACAACCUUUGAAGAAAUCAAUGACAUAGGUGAUGUGCAAACGUCUGAAAUUGUUGAAUUUGAUCAUGAUAUAAAUGUACUUGGCAGCAUCGUUUCAAUCGGAUUAAUUGAACAACAGCCCGUCUGUUCUAAAUGUUAUUCUAAAUCGGUUGAAAUAACUGAAAGAACUCUGAAAUGUAACCGAUGUAAGACGAGAUAUAUCAUGAAAAACGAUGCCCAAGAAAAUCGACUGAAAUUAACUAUCAAUACAUCUGAUGAUAAAUCGGUGGAAUUGAUCAUUGAAAAACAAAAAAUCAAACAACUAUUAGAACAAUGCAAUCAUACUCAUUUAUCAGAAGAAGAUUUGUUGGAAAAUGAAUCAGUUUUAUUAACAUUAUCAUCAAUUAGCCUUUCAAUUAAGUACAACUCAAAAAAUAAAACUGUCAUAAAUAUUGAAAUACAUAAUAUUUAA
Adineta ricciae is the source of this 1089-nucleotide messenger RNA. Lineage: Eukaryota; Metazoa; Rotifera; Eurotatoria; Adinetida; Adinetidae. The record is from the annotation of a GenBank genome assembly.